UGCAUUCAACAUCAAUCACAGCCAAUGCACGGGCGCGUACAGUCCUCCGUCUAUCAGUUGGAAAGAGCUAUCGCCUCGGGUGUGGGAUAUGCGCCUCUCCGCUCUGUUAUCCCGUAAAAAUCUGAUCCUCUUUUUUUGCUGGAGCUGUAAGCGGCUCCAGUGGACAUGCUGUUUAUUUCUCAUCCACGCACAGCCUAAAGUUGGGACUUGGGACUUUCAGCACCACUUUUUCCGUGGACAGCGCUCACAGUGAUUCUGGGAGAUCGACACAGCCUCGAAAUGCGCGUGGAUUCCUGUUGGAUACUAUUCAGAAAACAUGUGUAGAGGUUUUUUUUUUUCUUUUUCUAUCCCUCUUUCUUUUUUAAGCAAUAACUGCUCAGGAAAUCCUCCCUUCAUAUACUGAUGCACCUAAAGAAAUACGAUUUCCCCCCUUGGAUAUGGGUCAAUUCAUAUAGAUUCCUCGUGGGCAGGAGAGAGGGGAAUUCACUCUAAAGCCUGUGGACCUGACAAGGCCUAAGGGCUCUGACAUACACCAAAUCCCUGCCCAGGGGAACAGAGGAGAUUAAAAACUUCUGAUUGAGGUGGAGAGGAAAAAGAGACAGAGAGGGAGGUAGAGAGAAAAAAAAAGCUUAUCAUUCACCUCUGUUCUUCUUAAUGCCCCAGGUAAAGGAUCUCCACAGGCAACUCUGUGAAUAGCAAAAGACACAAACACAGCUGCCCACUACAGCGGUCAGAUGAUGGAGUGAGGGAGUGAAAGGAGAGAGGAGAACAGGAUUACAUCCUGUGACAGAACCAAGCUCAAAUUUUACAUAAAUUAUAUACCUAGGAGAGAGCAGAGACAUGAGAGGGAGCCUUUUAUGCAUCAACCACUUCAAGGGGCACUGCAAUUAACCCUCUGGCCAUCAUAAAAUAAUACCUGGCUUUUCUGGUUUUCUGAUUGUUGGUGCGGCUGUGUGCUUGGACCCUGAUCAUGUUUCAGCUCCCAGCGUGCAGACCAAAUCGGACCGGCUGUCGACGAUACGGCCAAAUUCUGCCGCUGUCGCUCCUGCUGCUGCUUCUUUAUGGCUCCCUCAAGGCCACUCAGGGUGCCAAACCCAAAGGGCCAGGACAAACACAUUUGAACUCCAUCCGCAUAGACGGAGAUAUCUCCUUAGGUGGGCUUUUCCCGGUACAUGCCAGGGGCCACGAUGGAAAGCCCUGUGGGGAGCUGAAGAAAGAGAAGGGUAUACAUAGACUAGAGGCCAUGCUCUUUGCCCUUGACCGCAUCAAUAAUGACAAUAAUCUACUGCCUAACAUCACGCUGGGAGCUCGGAUCCUGGACACCUGUUCCAGGGACACUCAUGCCUUAGAGCAGUCACUCACCUUUGUCCAGGCUCUGAUCGAAAAGGAUGGGACAGAUGUCAAAUGUCUCGGUGGAGGAGCGCCGAUUAUCACCAAACCUGAGAGGGUGGUGGGUGUCAUUGGAGCCUCUUCAAGCUCCGUUUCCAUCAUGGUAGCCAACAUACUGCGCUUGUUUAAGAUACCGCAGGUGAGCUACGCCUCCACAGCUCCAGAGCUCAGUGACAACACCCGGUACGACUUCUUCUCCCGCGUGGUGCCUCCAGACACGUAUCAGGCCCAGGCCAUGGUGGACAUUGUUAAGGCUAUGCGCUGGAACUAUGUUUCCACAGUGGCCUCGGAGGGGAACUAUGGAGAGAGCGGCGUUGAUGCGUUCAUUCAGAAGUCUCGGGAGGAUGGCGGUGUUUGCAUCUCACAGUCAGUCAAGAUUCCCCGGGAGCCUAAACAGGGAGAGUUCGACAAGGUCAUCCGGAGACUCAGAGAAAAUCCAAAUGCACGGGUUGUCAUACUUUUUGCCAACGAAGACGAUAUCAGGCGGCUUCUCCAUGCAGCAAAAAAGGCCAACCAGACGGGUCAUUUCAUCUGGGUGGGUUCAGACAGCUGGGGCUCCAAAAUCUCUCCAGUUGUGCAGCAGGAGGAGAUGGCAGAAGGAGCAGUCACCAUCUUGCCCAAGCGUCAGUCCAUCAAAGGGUUUGAUCGUUACUUCAUCAGCCGAACGCUGGAAAACAACAGAAGGAAUAUCUGGUUUGCUGAGUUCUGGGAGAACAACUUCAGCUGCAAACUCAGCCGCCAUGCUGUGAAGAAAGGGUCUGGGCUCAAAAAGUGCACAAAUCAGGAGCGAAUAGGAAAAGAUUCACAUUAUGAGCAGGAGGGAAAGGUGCAGUUUGUCAUUGAUGCAGUCUAUGCAAUGGCUCAUGCUUUGCACAACAUGCACCAGGAGCUCUGCCCAGGGAAGGUGGGUCUCUGCACCAAAAUGGAUCCCAUCAAUGGCACCCAUCUGCUCAAGCAUAUCCGACGGCUAAACUUUGCAGGCAUAGCUGGCAACCCAGUGCUGUUCAAUGAAAAUGGAGAUGCCCCUGGGCGCUACGAGAUCUACCAAUAUCAGAUGAGAAACCAGACAGCUGAAUAUAAAGUCAUCGGUAACUGGACGGACCAACUUCAUCUGAAUGUCCGUUCAAUGCAGUGGCCAGGCGGCAUCCGUCAGAUCCCCUCCUCAAUCUGCAGCCAGCCCUGUCAGCCAGGCGAGCGCAAGAAGAUUGUGAAGGGCAUCCCUUGCUGUUGGCACUGCGAGCGCUGCGAUGGCUAUCAGUAUCAGGCAGACACCUACACAUGUAAGAUGUGCCGCUUUGAUUUGCGGCCCAAUGAGAAUCACACAGGCUGCGUUCCAAUCCCCAUUGUUAAGCUGGAGUGGAGCUCCCCCUGGGCAGUCAUCCCUGUGCUUAUCGCAGUUGUUGGCAUCAUGGCCACGUUGUUUGUCGUGGUCACAUUCAUCCGAUACAAUGACACUCCGAUUGUGAAGGCAUCGGGCCGGGAGCUGAGCUACGUGCUGCUAACUGGCAUCUUCCUCUGUUACGCCACAACUUUCCUGAUGAUUUCUACCCCUGAUGUUGGAAUCUGCUCACUCCGCAGGAUCUUCUUGGGUCUGGGGAUGAGCAUUAGUUAUGCUGCUCUGCUCACCAAGACCAAUCGCAUUUACCGCAUCUUCGAGCAGGGCACCAUGUCUGUGAGUGCGCCCAGGUUCAUUUCUCCAGCCUCCCAGCUCGUCAUCACGUUCACCCUUGCCUCAGUGCAGCUGCUUGGAGUGUGCAUCUGGUUUGGCGUGGAUCCCUCCAAGGCCAUUAUUGACUAUGAGGACCAAAGGGCGUCUAACCCGGCACUAGCUCUUGGUGUGCUCAAGUGUGACAUCUCUGACCUGUCUCUCAUCUGCCUCCUGGGCUACAGCAUGCUGCUCAUGGUCACCUGUACAGUCUAUGCCAUCAAAACUCGAGGGGUGCCUGAGACCUUCAAUGAGGCCAAACCCAUUGGUUUUACCAUGUACACCACCUGCAUCAUUUGGCUAGCAUUCAUCCCAAUCUUCUUUGGCACUUCGCAAUCCACAGAAAAGAUGUACAUUCAGACCACCACACUGACUAUCUCUGUGAGCCUGAGUGCAUCAGUCUCCCUCGGGUUGCUCUACAUGCCCAAGGUCUACGUGAUUCUCUUACACCCUGAGCAGAAUGUGCCUAAACGCACACGCAGCCUCAAGGCCGUAGUUACUGCUGCCACCAUGUCCAACAAGUUCAACCCCAAGGCCGGACUCAGACCCAACGGAGAAGCCAAGACCGAGCUGUGCGAAAGCCUCGAAACACAAUCUUUCUCGACAAAGCAAACCUACAUCAGCUACAGCAACCAUGCAAUCUAGAGGACAAAGGUUCUUAUCGCGAUCCAGGAAAACCACCCCGGCAGAGAAAAAAAAAUACACGCAGUGGAAUUUCACACGGCUUAAAAAAUAAAAAAAAAAAAGAGGAUGUGUCAUUGUGCGGGUGGAGAUCACAGAAGCCCAAAGACGUGACAUGGUGAGGAGAGACCACAAAGAGGGGCAGGGAUGGACAAAACAGACGACCAGAACAGAUAACUGUACAAUUUUAAGGUUCCAUCUCCUGUCAGCCUCACAAGAAAACAUCAAUUAAAAGAAAGAAAAAUACUUGCAUGGCAGAGGCCUAGAGACUGAAGGAUGGAGCUUUCUUGUAGAGUGUUUACAUUUCAGCUAUUCCCUCUUUCAAAGACUCCUGUCAUCUUGCACAGUGUUGACUGGAGCUGAACUCAAAUAUGUUUCAGGCGUUCCUAAUGUUAUCUUUAAAUCCUCUCAAGGCAUCACAAGGGAUUAAUCAACACCAAAAAAGGCAUGAAAACAUGGUCCAUGGAUUUCUAAGAGGGGCUUGUGUUUGUUUUUUCUUUUUAAAUGUAUUUCAGUCUCAUGAGUCAGAAAUGAAGGGGGGGAUCAUUUCAACAAUGCAAGGGAUUUGGACCAGACUAUACGUAUUUUUCUUUUUUUCUUUCUCAGCAUCCCACUGAGUUAACGAGAACAACUACGUAUAUGAGGAUCUCUGCCAAUUUUGAGCAUGCCAGUUUCAACAUCCUGUGUUGUGUUGUUUAAAGAAUAAGUAAUAAAAAAAGAGAAAAAAUAAUAUCUUUGGAAUGCAUUUAAAAUCUGUUGCAGCGUUGUUAACAAUUGUUUGGGCCCAAGCCUAUUGUACGUUAAAAUUUGUUCUCAAUUGGUAAAGGUCUAGUGAGUGAUUAUCUGUGCUUAAGUGAGGUCAUGAUUUGUAUUACCAGCUGCAAGGCUGCCACUGUCCUCCACAUACCUGUUUGUGCUUUGAAACAGUGGCUCGUGGUUAAAAUAUACCCUAUUUUAGCCAGGAGAUCUCAUUAUGAGCUGUCAUCCAGGAUGACCCUCCCAUCACUGCCACCAGCUAUUCUCUUGGUCACCUGUGCAAAAUGUGAGGUUGAAGCUUGGCUGUACAGAUCCAUUAGCAAGGGAAUUAAGAUGAAGUAUGCCCUUGAGAGGAUCAUGCAGUUCGCCCUUAGGGUGAUAUCCAUAAUGGGCCUACUACCGAGAAAAUUCAUUACUGUACAUGUCCUCUUCAGGCACUCUCAUGAUAAGGAAGAGGUGUCGGGAAGUUGGAAGGCAUUUCACCAAUGAAAAUCUAAUUGCUAAAAUAUACUGUAUCUCUAUCAGUCAUCCUGAGCUCGCUGAACAGAUUAAUAUUUGCCUUUGUGCGAUAUAAGAGCCCUUCUAAUGUCUUGGGAAAAACGUUGUGGGGUCAUUUGUGUUGUGAAUUCAGUGCUGCUUCUCAUGCCUCCCUCUGUAUUACUUUCAACACCAUUUGUGUUGCAGAAUAAAAUGUGAGUGCUGACCAAAUUAAAUGGUAAGUUAGUGUAUGUUAUUAAAUAGAUCGAUGAUGUGUGCUUUAUGUCCUGACAUAUCUUAAAUUGGGGAAAAUGUACAAAAAGAUACAGUGCCUGGCUAUCUGACUAUGUAUUUGUAAAACCUCAUGAAAACUACAGUGUGUGAAGCAUGUUUAUUUUUUUUUUAUACAAAAUUUAUUAUUUCUAUUAAAAA
Melanotaenia boesemani (Boeseman's rainbowfish) is the source of this 5440-nucleotide messenger RNA. Its product is annotated as metabotropic glutamate receptor 4-like. NCBI's taxonomy places the organism in Eukaryota, Metazoa, Chordata, Actinopteri, Atheriniformes, Melanotaeniidae. Bases 971 to 3739 code for a protein of 922 amino acids. The transcript is spliced from 11 exons. Gene Ontology annotation, molecular function: adenylate cyclase inhibiting G protein-coupled glutamate receptor activity. Gene Ontology annotation, cellular component: membrane. The record is from RefSeq and is a predicted model, not a curated record. Gene Ontology annotation, biological process: G protein-coupled glutamate receptor signaling pathway; regulation of synaptic transmission, glutamatergic.